GAAGUGCCGGAUGAUUGACGUUUGGCGGCAGGGAGAUGAUUUGCUUCCUUGGAGCAGGACUGAGUUUGGAGCGGGUUCUGUGAAAUGUGUAAGCAUGAUGUUGGCUGGAUAAAUCAGCGGAGGACGUCAGGAACCAGAGAGCUGCAACCAGCCGAAGGAAAGUGAAGCAGGCGGGACAGCUACAACCUCAUGCGGCGGUCCGACUCUGACAAACAUGGGUGUUCUCCAGCUCAACAAUCCCACUCACUCCAGCACGCUCCUGCAGCGGGCCAACCAGAUGCGCCUGACUGGCACCCUGUGUGAUGUCAUCAUCACGGUGGACGGCCAGGAGUUCCCGGCCCACCGCACCGUCCUGGCCUGCACCAGCAAGAUGUUCGAGAUCUUGUUCCACCGCAGCAGCCUGCGCUACGCCCUGGACUUCCUGUCCCCGAAGACCUUCCAGCAGAUCCUCGAGUACGCCUACACCGCCUCGCUGCAGGCCACGGCCGAGGACCUGGACGACCUGCUGUACGCGGCAGAGAUCCUGGAGAUCGAGUACCUGGAGGAGCAGUGCCUGAAGGUGCUGGAGACCAUCCAGGCGGAGGAGAGCGAGGAGGUGGCUGUGAGGAACCACGGCUCGGGGAACCACAGUGACCAYGGCCGGGUCAGGCACUGGAGGCACAUGUUGAUGUCCAAGAAGCAUUCCAURCAGGACGGAAGCAACUGCACCACUCCCACCGCCCUGCACCACCUGGCUCUGUACCACAUGACAGAGAGGGGCUCUCCUGGUCCAGACCCUGAAGCAGCUCCAGAUCUGGAGGCUGAGGUCGACAUGGAGAGCUCCCAGCAGGCUCAGUGUCACAGUGAAGACGCGUCCCAGGACUCGUCUCUGGAUGCUGUCAGAAGCAUCAAGUCGGAGCGCAUGCAGGUGGACGAUGCCAGCAGCUGUGAGGGCAGGUCCUCCAGCGCCGGGGAGGGAAGCUGUUUGUCCGACCAGCCGAGAGACGAGGGCCCGGGGACGCCCCUGAGGGGCAGCGUCAUCACCAGCGCUCGAGAGCUGCACACGGGCCCCGAAGACGGGGGACAAGUGGUGGGGAGCGYUCUGGACAGUUUCCCUGGGAUCGCUGACAAACACCUGGCCUCCAUUUACUCUGUGGGCUCCAAACACACAGCCGAGGGCCUGCCGGUGUCCGUUUCAGUGGCCCCGUCUCUGGCCGUGCCGCUGGAUCCAAGGGCUUAUAGCGGCCUGCUGCACCAAGGUCUGCUCCAUAGGGAGCUCCUGAGCCGGCUGGGCCAGUUUGCAGCAGGGAUGAGGCACGAGAGCCAGACUCAAGGCCARCAGUGUUGUGGUGAAUGUGGCCUUCAGCUUCACAGCAGGCAGGCCGUAGAGCAGCACAGGAGGCUGCAUAAUGAGGAGAAGGGCAACAGCUGUGAAUACUGUGGCAGACACUUCCAGGACAGCAUGCGGCUCAGGAUGCACAUGCUGUCGCACACAGCUCCUGCAGAGGCACUGGUGUGCGAUCAGUGUGGAGCCACGUUCUCCUCCGAGGAAGCUCUGGAAGCCCACAGGCAAACACACACAGGGACUGACAUGGCGGUGUUCUGUCUGCUGUGUGCAAAGCGCUUCCAGACCCAGAAGGCCCUGCAGCAGCACAUGGAGGUCCACGCAGGGAUGCACAGCUACAUCUGCAGCCACUGCGAGCGCCCCUUCCCCAGCCACACGACCCUCAAAAGACACUUGCGCUCGCACACGGGCGAUCACCCGUUUGAGUGCGAGUUCUGCGGGAGCUGCUUCAGAGACGACGGCACRCUGAGGGGCCAUAAACGCAUCCACACGGGGGAGAAGCCCUACGAGUGCAAUGGCUGUGGGAAGAGGUUCAGUCUGAAGCACCAGCUGGAGACGCACUAUCGUGUUCACACAGGUGAGAAGCCAUUUGAGUGUAAGCUGUGCCACCAACGGUCCAGAGACUACUCGGCCAUGAUCAAGCACCUGCGCACACACAACGGCGCGUCGCCGUACCAGUGCACCAUCUGCCAGGACUUCUGCCCGAGCCUGGCUGCCAUGCAGAAGCACAUGAAGGGCCACAAACCCGAGGAGGUGCCGGCCGACUGGAGGAUAGAAAAAACUUACUUGUAUGUCUGUUACGUCUGAGCAGGACUUGGACCCACAGUCUGACGCACACACACACACACAUACACACACACACACAUAGACACACACACACACACACACACACUGUCAAUACUGGGUGAAAACUUGUGUUGCUGGUUUUAAUGCUGAAGGAAAACACGUUUCUUUAGGGAUAUAUAAAAAUAUAUUUGUCUCUACCAGAGAAAAAGGUUUCUACCUGAUGAUGAGACGUGCAAAUACAAAUGUGUUUACAUUCUAGGGCUGCAACUAAUGAUUAGUGUUAUUAUCAGUCCCUGUGAAAAUUCUUCUAAAGUCGACACAAGUUGGCAGUAAGAUGACAUCCUAAAAUAAAAAUAUCAGCCUGUCAAAUCCAAAGAUAUUUAGUUGGCAGAAAAAAACCCCUCAAAUUCUGACAUUUUGAGCAGCAGAACACAGCAAAUAUUUAAGGUAUUUUUUUUUAUUUAAUUUAAAAAAAUACAGUUUUCUGAUGUACCUAAUUAAGCUGUCCUGCACACAAGCUCUGUUUGUUUACAGAGUUUUGAUCACUGUAUCUGUAGAGGAUCCACUGUGGUGAGAAAUCAAUGCCAUCAACGUCUUUGCCUUCACGUGUAGCAGGAGCAUUUUGACCGACUGCUAAAACAAUCAGGGUCAUCGUCUACGAUUGUGCGGCAGGUGUUAAAAAUAAUUCCACAAAGGCUUGAUUGGCUGAAGUUUCCCCUCCUAAUAUCCUGUGACUUCUUAGUUGUUGUUUUUUUUUUGUUUUCCACACAGUUUUUUUUUUGGAGUUGUUUAUUUUCUGCAUGUUUUACUUGAAUGGCUGACCUCAUGAGCUUGAUCUCUUUAACUGCCUUGUCUCUCAUGCAGUCUGGUGUUUUAUUGAUCCGAGGUAGCGCACUCUCCAUUUGAGAUGCUCUUGUAAUAGGGUUUUUAUUUUUUUUUUGCUAUUUAUAAUGUUGUUCAUUUGUUACCAAAUAUGUGCUGGUUUUCAUCACACAAUGUCUCUCAUGAGAUGUUUUCUCGUAGAGCGAGUUCUAGCUCCCUCCCCUUCAUGCUUCCACAGUUUCCUUGAAAUUCACUUGAAAUUAUUCAUCCAUCAGUAGGUUUAAAUUUGUAACCAACGUCACAAUUUUCAUGGUCAAACAGUGUGGGGGGGGAAAAAGUGACAAGCCUCUACAAGGCUUUUAAGUGUAGUUUUUUAUAUCAUUGCUUAUAUAUAAAUGUUUUAAAAAAUCAGAUUCAGAAUUUUCUAGUAGAAAAUGAAACAUGAAAAAGACAUUUUUUUAAAAUAAAAGGAAAAGAAAAUUCUGACAUUGGAUUCCUCUGAUCAGGUUAUUGUCAGUUGUAGUGUAGCUGUAACGUACAAACUGUCAUGGUGAUUCCCUUAUGUGAGCCUGAAAUGGGCCUUAUAGAGUUAAACAUGUUGUAUUUUUGUAUUACUGUCAUUUGCGAUCUGUUUACAUUUGCUAUAAUUUGACAAAACAUCCUAAUGUGUGUGUUUUAUAUGAUUUGAUUAAGACCCCUCCCUUGUGCCUCUUUUGUAGGUAGAGCAUUGAUGUGCUUGGGGUCUGUGCUGUUGGUAGUGUGUUUUUUGAGUGUUUGUUUAUUGUUAAAUAAAAAAAUAGACUGCCAUGUAGAUCCACUUUGUCUGAACAUUGCAACAGGAAGCAACAUACUGUGAUAGUGGCUGAUAAUCUGAUGCAAGUUCCGAGCAAUUUUGAUGUUAAGAAAAAAAAAAGGUACAUGCUUUUCUGAAAUUGUUUCCCUCAAAGUGACAACGGACUGACAUCUCUGGAUGAAAACUGUGUGUAUAGCACAUCUUGGCAUCUGUGGGCAUCACAAAUGCCUUCAAACAGUAGCCAACAACACUCAGUGCCAUAAAGCAACCACACACAUUCACUGUACCUACUCUACAUGAACAUGCACUAGAAAUGACUUUCCUUGGAGGACCAAAAGAAACAAGAGCACUUUUGUUUGAAAAGGGUUUGUUUUUUCUUUUAUCUUUGUAUGUUGUGAUAAUGCAGCUGUCUUAUUUGAUGUGUCCUAGAAGGAUGUGAUUAGCAUUGUUUAGAUUAUGUCACUGUCUGUCUACCUCAGGACCAGAUCAAAGCUCGACCUGGCAUCCAAUCAGGGUUGUUCUUCUUGCCAUGUGUGCAGUAAUGUCCCUCUUCAUUACAGCUUUGUAACACGGUGUGUGAAAGUGUUUUCUCAGUGUGGAUUCAGGCACAACUCUGUAUGCGUCAGUGUUCAGUGGCAUGGUUCAAAAAAGAAUAAAACCAUUUACUAUUUUAUGCA
This is a messenger RNA of Austrofundulus limnaeus, 4402 nucleotides long. It is a transcript of the gene zbtb16b, whose product is annotated as zinc finger and BTB domain containing 16b. The transcript is spliced from 7 exons. Gene Ontology annotation, biological process: regulation of transcription by RNA polymerase II. Gene Ontology annotation, molecular function: protein binding; RNA polymerase II cis-regulatory region sequence-specific DNA binding; DNA-binding transcription factor activity, RNA polymerase II-specific. The record is from RefSeq and is a predicted model, not a curated record. The coding region runs from base 215 to 2131 and encodes 638 amino acids. Lineage: Eukaryota; Metazoa; Chordata; Actinopteri; Cyprinodontiformes; Rivulidae.